CAGGAAGGUGUUUUAGCGCGUUCAGACCGGAACGUCCAAAGGCUGGGAAACAGAUAAUGGAGGUGGACGAGACUCCAUAUUCUGAGUUGAAAGAUGAGGAUUCAACCUCUAAGUGUGCCCAUUGUCAGUGCUCCGUCUCACUAGCAGGACAGAAAACAUGGCCAGUAACCAGCUGUAUUAGUGGUUUGACACAGGUGGCUGAUAUUCUACACAAGAAAGUGCCGGAAUGCAAGUUUACCGUUUCUGACGACAGUUUUGUCUGUAACAAGUGUUACACACUGGUUGAGAAAAUUGUGAAGAAACAAGAGGUUGCUACAUUAAUGCAGAAAGAAAGCCUGAAAGCUGAAUUAGAACUGAAGAUGUUGAUGCCGGGGUUGCAGCUGGAGGGGGUCAGUAAGGAACAACUUAGUACCGCUGUACUCAACAAGGAUACAACAAAGUCUGAAGAUAAAGAACUUGGGGUAGAAUGGUUUGCCAUGCUGACUGACUCAAAGUCCAAGCAUUUAGUGGCUCAUUGUUCAAACAAAGGCGCAUCCUUCCUGGAGCAAAAUCAAGAAAUCUUCAAAACGUUUCCACAGUUUUGUUUCCCAUCUGACCCAGAAACCAGUACACAAAUUGACCACAAUUACUUCAGCAAAGAAAGUGGUGAUAAUCCAUCGGAGAGUAAAACAGAAAAGCAGGGAUUAACUGAUGGAAAUGCAGAAAAUAUCCCACUGGUUCCAUCAAAAUCCAGGAGAAAGAAAGCUGUUCCUGCAAAGGCAGCAUCACCAUCAAAGUCAUCAACUAAAGAUGUUGUUACACCAAAUCCUACAGGGGUAAAAGUAAGUAGGAAAAAACGCAAAUCAAAGGCAAUAGACGAAGACUCAACAUUUGAAGCAAAGAGUGACACAGAUGCCCCAGGACCACAAUCAAGUGAUACAUGUAUAAAAUCUAAAUUACGAGUAGCUCUAAGGGACUAGAAAGGGAAUAGGUCCCGAUAAGGAUCAUUCC
Pecten maximus is the source of this 990-nucleotide messenger RNA. RefSeq lists its product as uncharacterized. The transcript is spliced from 7 exons. The record is from RefSeq and is a predicted model, not a curated record. The coding region runs from base 57 to 959 and encodes 300 amino acids. NCBI's taxonomy places the organism in Eukaryota, Metazoa, Mollusca, Bivalvia, Pectinida, Pectinidae.